Messenger RNA from Postia placenta MAD-698-R-SB12, 1011 nucleotides. RefSeq lists its product as hypothetical. The record is from RefSeq and is a predicted model, not a curated record. The transcript has 3 exons. Gene Ontology annotation, molecular function: ATP binding; protein serine/threonine kinase activity. The coding region runs from base 1 to 1011 and encodes 336 amino acids. Lineage: Eukaryota; Fungi; Basidiomycota; Agaricomycetes; Polyporales; Adustoporiaceae. Gene Ontology annotation, biological process: protein phosphorylation; intracellular signal transduction.
AUGAUUGCAGGGUCAGCUUUUGCGCUGUUGCUCAAUGCAUCGCGUCUUCCGCAGCACAUAUCGCACCCGUCAAUAAUCUCCUAUGUACACUCCUUCAGCACGCCGUCCUACCAUUGUCUCGUGCUAGCGUACGUGAGCGGUGGUGAGCUUUUCGACGUUAUCGAUAACGCAGAAAGCCAUUCGCAUCUCGACGAGCCGUUGCUGCGUCGCAUAUUCGGUGAGCUUUGCAAAGCCGUCGGCUGGAUGCACGGCGUGGGGCUGGUUCAUCGUGACAUCAAGCUCGAGAACAUCCUUCUCACCACGUCUAUUUUCUCAAAUUCAUUGCCAUCGCCGCCCGCAUCUCUCAUCAAACUUUCUGACUUUGGGCUCUCACGUUUCAUCGACCCGGCGAAUCCACAACUGACAACGCUCUGCGGCUCCGAGUCGUAUGCUGCCCCAGAACUUGUCACUGGGCGUCCAUACGAUGGACGUGAGACGGAUGCGUGGGCAUGCGGCGUUGUCUUGUAUGCGCUUGCCACCCGCAGGCUCCCCUUCGAUCGCCAGCGGACCCAACGCAGAGCUCUCCUGAUGCGCAUAGCCAAAGCCGAGUUCUCAUGGCCGGAAGAUGCGCUUACUGCAGAUGGAUCUACUUCGCUGGCCGGUGAUAAUGAAGCUCAGCCACUGAAGGGGACGGGCCUUGUACGGAGUAUCGGUGUGCGCCGUAUCGUGGAGCGCCUGCUCGUUCGGGACCCGCGUAAACGCUCGAAGAUCAUUGAUCUGUGGGAGGACGAGUGGAUGCGUGGCGAGGGCGCGCCGCUUGCGCCUUCACAGUUUCCUGCUGACGGAGACGCCGCUCCCGCAAAUAUCGACUACAAGAGCGAAAGCGGCGACGCUACAAGCCAGCCGGACGCUAAUGCCCGUUCUGACAUCGAUGCGGAUGCCGAUAUGGACGCCGACGCAGAUGAUGAUGACGGGCUCAUCGUGGAUGGCGAUGAUAUUGGCCCUGGCAGCGUUGCGCGCCAGGAGCAUUGA